CUAGUUGAAUUUUUCCUACAUAAAUGUUAAGAAAACACACUAGUAAUAUCAAUUAGGGCAUAUAAUGCUAAUGAAGGGAAGUAUAACAACCACAACAUUUAUAAGGAUUCUAAGACCAAUUUGAAUAAAUAUAUAAUUAAAAUCGUUUAACGAAAACAAAGAAUCUUGAUGUGUGGUAUGAAGUCGUGUUGGCAUGUCAGAUACAAGUACAAAUGUGGAAACAAAUAAGUCUGAUGAUUUGGACGACAAAACUUCAACAACUGAUACCAUUGAUAACAAUGCAACAAUCUUGCAAUCUGAAAAUAUUGUUAAUGUCAAUACAAUUACAGUUUCCUCAAAUUCAACACAAACAGACGAAGAAUCUGAGACAGAAAAACGAGUGUAUACAAUUAUUGACAAAAUGUAUUACGUGUUUCGACAGCUGUUGUGUUGCUUAAUCGCUGUGGUGUUGACCUCAUAUGCCGCUUAUCAUUCUGGACAACCAAAAAUAUCGCCACCUCCAGCAGCGAAACCUUUCUUUUCAGAUGGUUCAAUAGUGACGGAUUGGUUUCGCGGUGAAAUUGGUCCCGCAAUUUUACGAUCAAUGCAACAUGAUUUAUCAUUUAUUAUGUAUUAUGCACCUUGGGAUGCAGAAAGUCAAUUAGUUCGAAAAGAGUUUGAUAUAACUGCAAAUUUUUAUUAUAAACAGAUACAUUUUGCAGCCGUAAAUUGUUGGCAACCUCAAGGUGAAUGUGCGUUUGAAAAGAUUAGAGAAAAUAUUGGUGUAAAUCAUUGGCCUGGUUUAGUUGCUCAUCGUGGUCAAAAGGGUAUUGUUUAUCAUGGACCAAGAACUGCACCUUACUUAAUAAAAUUUUUAAAGAAUUUAAUAAAUCCUUUAAAUCGGAUUACAUCUACACAAGAUUUGGUUAAUUUAGUUCAAAAGCAUGAUGCAGUAAUCUAUGCAACAGUUCAGAAUUCUAUACAUUAUAAUAUAUUUUAUAAAACUGCAUUAAAAUUAUUGGAAUUAGAUCCAAUGCGUGAAAUUGCGGUCGCAGUUUCAACAUCAAUUUUACCAGAAAAUAAUGUUGUAACACCGUGCCUACAAUUAAUUACUGCAAAUGGAACUAUUAUAAAUACCAAUAAAAAUUGGACUGUAACAAAUUUAGUAAAUUGGACUUUAAAACAUUUACAUCGACCGUUGGCAUGGACAUCUAUACCAGGAUUAGGAAAAAGUCAUUUACUAUCAUCAUUUAUAAAAUCGAAUCCAACACUUUUAAUAUUUACGCCACGUAAUCCAUUUUUGGACUAUAAUUAUGUGUAUCAAAUGGUUCGAUUUAUGGCAUUACAAUAUUAUAAUUGUGAAAAUCAUCAAAAUGACGAUUACUUUAUAAAUGCUGUUUUAACUGGUUUAAAAUUGAAACAACAAGAAAUUAAAGAUUUAUAUAAUGAAUGUAAAUCAGAGGGUUUAAUUGAUGAACAAACAAAACCCAAAUCAGUGUUAACAAAAUGGAUGCAUUACAAUAAAUGUACAAAAACAAUGUCUAAUUUUAAUACAUGUUUAGAUAAUGAUUUAAUAUUAGAAAAUACACCCAGUCAUUGUUGGGUAAAUAAAUAUAAAGAAAUUGAUGAUACGAAUGAAUCAAUAGAGCCAAAAUUUGAACAAUAUUAUGAUGGUGAUGUAUUAUCACCUGAAUAUUUAUUGAUUGUACAAAAAAAAGAAAAAUGUCGAUUUUUAAAUGCUGCAAAAAAAGUAUUCAGCAAAUUCUCCAAACCAGAGAAAAAUAUCUCUCGCUCAACGUUAAUAAAUGGUUUAAGUUGUAAAACGAAUAAUACUUUAGCAAUUACUGUGAUAGACUCAUUACGUUACGGCUCUUUGGCAAAUGCCUUAGGAAUUGAUGUUGCAAUAAACAAUGAGAAAACUAUAGCUGUUAUAAUUGACGCAGCCAAAGAAUCCCAUUUUAUCAUGGAAAAACCUUUAUUGUAUAAUAAUUUAAUACAUUUUAUUAUGAAUUAUUCACAAAAUAAUUUGGAGUACAGUACACGAUCAAAAUUUGAACCAACUCUAUCACCAUCACAUUAUCAAGCACAAAAUAGAAGUUCGUGUUUAACAAAUAAACAUUCCAUUUGUCUGAUGGAAUUAACGACUGAUACUUUCAUUCCAACAAUUAUGGAAACUGGGAAAGCUUUUGUGGUAUUGUAUUAUAGUUCUCAUUGUGGGUUUUGUAUAGAUGCAUCUAGAAUAUUUUUAUUAUUAGCAAAAAUUUUUCAACCAUUACCGUUUAUAAAAUUUGUACGGAUAGAUGGUGAGAAACAUACAUUACCAUGGCAUUUUAAUAUGCCUCAAUAUCCAACAAUAUUGUUUUUCCCAGCACGAAGAAAAGCUGAAAGCCGAGCAUUUCCCCAAGGAGCUGUUCGCAGUGUGUCAAAUUUAGUAACAUUUAUUCUAGCAAAUUUGGAACCGCCCAUGAAUUUACAUGCAUUGUGGUUGCUCUGUUCUAAAUCUAAGAUUGUAAAUGAUUUUAAUCAAUGUACAAAUCAACUUCGAAUGGAGAAUACAAAAUUAAUGAAACAAUCUUUAAGAGAAUGGCGUCAUUUGAAAAAUACAACAUCGCACUAUGCUAGAGCGGUUUUAAGACGUAUUAAAUAUUUACGAUCACUACAUUUAUUAUUGGGAACAAUAGAUUUAUCAAAGUUCAUAUCAAUUAGAAAUAUAUUGAAUCGUUUACAAACUACGCCAUGGGGAUAUGAAUCAUACAGUUGACAAAAUAUUUAUUGAAGACUUACUUUUUUCCUAUUUGCUCUUUUUGCUUUUGUA
This is a messenger RNA of Chrysoperla carnea, 2794 nucleotides long. Its product is annotated as thioredoxin domain-containing protein 11. NCBI's taxonomy places the organism in Eukaryota, Metazoa, Arthropoda, Insecta, Neuroptera, Chrysopidae. The record is from RefSeq and is a predicted model, not a curated record. The coding region runs from base 194 to 2740 and encodes 848 amino acids. The transcript is spliced from 11 exons.